CGGAACAAGCGGAACCGUUGUCACUUUCUUCCGGUGAACGAAACAAUAACAUCGCUGAAAAGAUGGCAAAUAUCGUUGAAGACGAGCUCAAAAACCUCGAAUAUUUGUCCUUGGUGUCUAAAGUUUGUACCGAACUUGACAACCACUUAGUAAUCAACGAUAAGGACCUUGCUGAGUUUGUAAUCAGUCUUGCUGAGAAACAUCCAACCAUUGAUGAAUUCAAGUCAGUGCUGGUAAAAAAAUGGAGCCGAUUUCACAGUAAGAUUUUUAAAAUCUCAUCUCUGUCAAGAAUUUGUUCCUUCAAUUUUAUGUGUUGUGAUUUUACAUUUGUACCAAAGAAUGAAAAGGACAAGUUGAAAGUGCUGUUUCCAGCUCUGUGCAGACCUGACAAUCCUAAUACUAGGAAUAUGCUGGAUGAGGAUGAUGUGAAAGUUGCAGGCGACGCCAUGAAAGAGUUGGAGAUGUUUAUGCCUAGUGUUAGUGGUACAGAACCUAGCAGCAGUAAAUACAGAUCUGAAACCAGCAGCAGCGGUAAGAAGAAGAGGAGGAGCAGAAGCCGCAGUCGGAGCAGAGACAGGGAUAGGGAAAGAGACAAAGACAGACGGAGACGGCAUCGCUCUCGCUCCCAUUCCAGAUCUCGCUCUAAUGAGAGAGACAGAAGGAAGCGCAGGAGCCGCUGGCACUCUCGCAGCAGGUCCAGGAGUCCUGCACGGGGAGACAGAGACAAAGGCUCCGACCGCUGGAAGAACAAACAUGUUGACAGGCCCCCACCGGAGGAGCCAUCUGUGGGGGAUAUCUACAACGGCAAAGUCACCAGUAUUAUGCAGUUUGGCUGCUUUGUGCAGUUGGAAGGUCUCAGGUAUGUUUUUAAUACAGAUGUUGACCAGGACACUGGUGAAGAUCUGAACCCUAACAGAAGGAGAAAUGUGGGUGGAGAAGGUCAGGAAGAGUCAGCCAUGUGGAAUCCUGACAGACCCACUAACCUCAACCUGGGCCAUGCUCCAGAGGUAGAGGAUGACACAUUGGAAUGCAAAAGACUCACAAAGAUAUCCGAUCCGGAAAAGUGGGAAAUCAAACAGAUGAUUGCUGCCAAUGUGUUGUCUAAGGAGGAAUUCCCAGACUUUGAUGAAGAGACCGGAAUUCUGCCUAAAGUUGAUGAUGAGGAGGAUGAAGACUUGGAGAUUGAGCUGGUGGAAGAGGAACCUCCAUUCCUGAGGGGGCACACCAAACAGAGCAUGGACAUGAGUCCUGUCAAGAUUGUCAAGAACCCAGAUGGAUCUCUCUCCCAAGCAGCCAUGAUGCAGAGUGCCCUGGCCAAAGAGUGACGGGAGGUGAAACAGGCCCAAAGGGAAGCCGAAAUGGACUCAAUACCCAUGGGCCUUAACAAACACUGGGGACCACUGCCUGACACCGACGGCAGGCAGAUAGCUGCCAACAUGAGGGGCAUAGGUAUGAUCCCAGAAUGGAAGAAACACGCCUUUGGUGCCAACAAGUCGUCCUAUGGAAAAAAGACUCAACUUUCUAUCCUAGAGCAAAGAGAGAGUCUUCCUAUCUACAAGCUGAAAGAGCAGCUCAUUCAGGCUGUCCAUGACAACCAGAUCCUGAUUGUGAUCGGUGAGACGGGCUCAGGGAAGACCACUCAGAUCACUCAGUACCUGGCUGAGGCUGGAUACACCACACGGGGGAAGAUCGGGUGCACACAACCCAGAAGAGUGGCAGCCAUGUCUGUGGCUAAAAGAGUGUCGGAGGAGUACGGUUGUUGUUUAGGUCAAGAGGUUGGCUACACCAUCCGUUUUGAGGACUGCACAAGUCCUGAGACUGUCAUUAAGUACAUGACGGACGGUAUGCUGUUAAGAGAGUGUCUGAUUGACCCUGAUCUGGGCCAGUAUGCAAUCAUUAUGUUGGAUGAGGCCCAUGAGAGAACCAUUCACACAGACGUGCUCUUUGGCCUGCUCAAGAAGACUGUACAGAAGCGAACUGACAUGAAGCUAUCUGCUACGCUGGAUGCUGUGAAAUUCUCACAGUACUUUUAUGAAGCACCUAUUUUUACUAUCCCUGGUCGUACAUAUCCAGUGGAGGUUUUGUACACUAAAGAACCUGAGACUGACUAUCUGGAUGCCAGUCUGAUCACAGUCAUGCAGAUUCACCUCACUGAGCCUCCAGGUGACGUCUUGGUGUUCUUGACAGUGGAGGAGAUUGACACAGCAUGUGAGAUCCUGUAUGAACGAAUUAAAUCCCUCGGUCCUGAUGUCCCAGAGCUGAUCAUCCUCCCAGUGUACUCUGCCCUGCCCAGUGAAAUGCAGACCAGGAUCUUUGACCCAGCACCACCUGGAAGUAGAAAGGUGGUUAUUGCUACUAACAUCGCAGAGACAUCUUUGACAAUUGAUGGGAUCUACUAUGUGGUGGAUCCAGGUUUUGUCAAACAGAAGGUGUAUAACUCCAAAACUGGGAUUGAUCAGCUAGUGGUUACCCCCAUCUCCCAGGCCCAGGCUAAGCAGUGGGCAGGCAGAGCAGGUAGAACAGGCCCUGGGAAGUGCUACAGACUCUAUACAGAACGUGCCUACAGAGAUGAGAUGCUCACCACCAACGUACCUGAGAUUCAGAGAACUAACUUGGCCAGCACUGUACUGUCUCUAAAGGCAAUGGGCAUCAAUGACCUUUUGUCAUUUGAUUUCAUGAAUGCUCCGCCCAUGGAGACGCUCAUUAGGGCCAUGGAGCAGCUGUACACUCUAGGAGCAUUGGAUGAUGAAGGUUUGCUCACAUGCCUCGGUCGUAGAAUGGCUGAGUUUCCUCUGGAGCCCAUGCUUUGUAAGAUGUUGAUCAUGUCCGUCCAUCUUGGCUGUAGUGAAGAGAUGAUGACCAUAGUGUCGCUCUCCGUACAGAAUGUCUUCUAUAGACCAAAGGACAAACAAGCUCUGGCAGACCAGAAGAAGGCUAAGUUUCACCAGCCUGAGGGGGACCACCUGACUUUGUUGGCUGUCUACAACUCCUGGAAGAACAACAAGUUUUCCAACCCCUGGUGCUAUGAAAACUUCAUCCAGGCGCGAUCUCUCAGGCGUGCACAGGAUAUCCGCAAACAGAUGCUGGGCAUCAUGGAUAGACACAAGCUGGAUGUGGUAUCAUGCGGUAAAGCCACAGUACGUGUACAGAAGGCCAUCUGCAGUGGUUUCUUCCGGAAUGCAGCCAAAAAGGACCCUCAAGAAGGAUACAGGACCCUCAUAGACCAGCAGGUGGUCUACAUCCACCCCUCCAGCACGUUGUUCAAUCGCCAACCAGAAUGGGUGGUGUAUCAUGAGCUUGUGCUGACCACUAAAGAGUACAUGAGGGAGGUGACCACUAUUGACCCAAGGUGGCUUGUAGAAUUUUCUCCAGCUUUCUUCAAAGUCUCUGAUCCCACACGCCUCAGCAAGCAGAAGAAACAGCAGCGGUUGGAGCCCCUCUACAACCGUUACGAGGAACCAAAUGCCUGGAGAAUAUCAAGAGCCUUCAGACGACGCUAGGACCUUCACACAAGGUCCUCAUAGACUGCGAGUGUCCCAUACUGCUGCUGAACAAAACAUCAACUUUGUGGUGUUGGCAGAGUGGAGGAUAACAUGAACAGAAGCUAAAAAUGUGUGUAAAAAACGAGGUGCCCCAUUUUUUCCACUACUGUGAACAACAUGUUUAAAUUUAUAGGAGACUUUUCAUCAAAAAUUGUAUCUAACCUGGUUUUCUCCUUUCGCUUUUUUUUUUAUAUCAGAAGCAUUUUAUAUUUUUAUUGUGGAUGUCUCCCUGGGAUUUAUGAUUGAAAUUAUCCCUACCUUUGUAUUUAAAAAAAUAAAAUAACCAGAGGGAUCAAAAUAUGAAAUAAAAUUAUCUGGGUUAUUUUACCCUGUGUUGAA
This is a messenger RNA of Cyprinus carpio (common carp), 3881 nucleotides long. Its product is annotated as ATP-dependent RNA helicase DHX8-like. Gene Ontology annotation, molecular function: ATP binding; RNA binding; RNA helicase activity. Lineage: Eukaryota; Metazoa; Chordata; Actinopteri; Cypriniformes; Cyprinidae. The record is from RefSeq and is a predicted model, not a curated record. Gene Ontology annotation, cellular component: intracellular anatomical structure; catalytic step 2 spliceosome. Gene Ontology annotation, biological process: spliceosomal complex disassembly; mRNA splicing, via spliceosome.